AUGGAUAAAGCAAAUAAUUCUGUGGUAUCAGAAUUUGUGCUUUUGGGGCUUUGUGACUCUGGUGAGCUGCAGGUCUUCUUGUUUUUAUUGUUUUCUAUGCUUUACUUGAUCAUCAUUUUAGGCAACAUCCUGAUUAUUCUCUCAGUCAUCAGUGAUCCUAAUCUCCACUCUCCCAUGUACUUCUUGCUGGCCAACCUCUCUUUUGUUGAUUUAUGGCUUUCCUCAGUCACAACACCAAAGAUGAUUAUGGACUUUCUUAGAGAAAGCAAGACCAUCACCUUUGGGGGCUGCAUGUGUCAGAUCUUGUUUGGUCAUUUUGUUGGAGGGGGUGAGAUGGUGCUCCUCGUGGUCAUGGCUUAUGAUCGCUAUGUGGCCAUAUGCAAGCCACUUCACUAUACAACCAUCAUGAGCCAGCAAAAAUGCAUUGGACUUGUAGUGAUCUCAUGGACUAUUGGGUUUGUGCAUUCAGUGAGUCAACUGGCUAUGGUCAUAGAUUUGCCCUUCUGUGGCCCUAGAGAGAUGAACAGUUUUUUUUGUGACCUCCCCCUGGUAAUUGAGCUUGCCUGCAUGGAUACUUAUAUACUAGGACUAAUGGUAAAUGUUGAUAGUGGAAUCCUUGCCUUGAUUUGCUUCUUUCUUUUGCUGAUCUCAUAUACCCACAUCCUACUCACUGUGUGUCAUCACUCUACGGAUGGAGCAGUCAAAGCAUUAUCCACCUGUUCUGCUCACAUCAUGGUUGUGGUGAUAUUCUUUGGACCCUGUAUCUUCAUCUAUCUGUGGCCACUCAACAUAACCUCAGUGGAUAAGUUUCUUGCAGUAUUUUACACAAUCUUUACACCUCUGUUGAACCCUGCCAUAUAUACUCUGAGAAACAAAGACAUGAAGAUUGCUCUGAGGAAACUGAGAGAUCAUUUGUAUUUGAAUUGA
Sarcophilus harrisii (Tasmanian devil) is the source of this 927-nucleotide messenger RNA. RefSeq names its product olfactory receptor 4K14-like. Gene Ontology annotation, biological process: G protein-coupled receptor signaling pathway. Gene Ontology annotation, cellular component: membrane. The transcript is spliced from 2 exons. Gene Ontology annotation, molecular function: olfactory receptor activity; G protein-coupled receptor activity. The record is from RefSeq and is a predicted model, not a curated record. Bases 1 to 927 code for a protein of 308 amino acids. NCBI's taxonomy places the organism in Eukaryota, Metazoa, Chordata, Mammalia, Dasyuromorphia, Dasyuridae.